GAGCUGCACGUGUGAUUUCUCGUGGCCUGUUCCGUUCGGAAUGGGGCGUUCGGGCAAGCUGCGGUCUGGCUCUGCCAGUAAACUCAAGCGCUGGCGCAAGGGGCAUAGCAGCGACAGUAACCCGGAGGGGAGACGCUACCGCCUGGCUGCCCGGGGUCGCUUGCUCGCUCCCCGAUCCGAAAACAGUAACCUUACUGAGGGUGCUUUGAAACUGCACAAUGAACUGCAGUCAUCAGGACCCCUGCCUGCCUUACGGGAUGGGGAAGGGAGUCAGCUGCGCAUGGAGGAGGAUGACAAUGCCGAAACUGCUAAGACCCACAGAUCUUCAGCCACUUUCCUGAGUGGACUGAGUGACUGCACCAGCCUCACCUUCAGUAAAGUGCAACGUUUCUGGGAGUCCAACUCUGCUGCUCACAAGGAGAUAUGUGCAGUAUUGGCUGCUGUCACCGAGGUGAUCCGAGCACAGGGUGGCGUAGAGAGUGAGACAGAGUAUUUUGGUGCAUUGAUGACUACGCUGGAAGCUGUGGAAUCUCCAGAGUCCCUGGCUGCUGUUGCUUACCUGCUGAAUCUGGUGUUGAAGAGGGUACCAGGUCCUGUGCUGAUCAAGAAGUUCUCUGAUACAUCAAAGGCCUUUAUGGGGAUCUUAGGCUCCCAAGCCUGUGGAGACUCCACCUCGGCCCUUCGCUGGGUGCUCUCCUGCCUAGCUACAUUGCUGCGAAGACAGAACCUGGUAGCUUGGAAUUACCCUGUGACGAUGCAAGUUUUUCAUGGCAUUCUCAGCUUUACUGUCCAUGUCAAGCCCAAGGUUCGCAAGGCUGCUCAGCAUGGUGUUUGCUCCAUCCUGAGAGGUAGCGAAUUCCUCUUUGGGGAUGGGGCUCCCUUGCAUCACCCAGCUGCAUCUUCUGCUGCCAAGUUCUGUGUGCAAGAGAUUGAGAAAGCUGGAGGUGCCAAAGAGGCCACAACCACUCUUCAUGUACUCACUCUGCUGCGCGACUUGCUGCCCUGCCUGCCUGCCCCAUCUGUCAAAUCUUGCUGUGAGACCCUCCUUCGAGUUAUGACCCUCAGCCAUGUGCUAGUAACAGCAUGUGCUAUGAAAGCUUUCCACAGCCUCUUGGUUACACAGCCGCCCCCAUCCUGCCUGCCAGCUGAACUCAAUGCCCAGAUCAUCAUGGCCCUAUAUGACUAUUUACCCAGUGAAAAUGACCUGCAGCCUCUGCUGGCCUGGCUAUCUGUCAUGGAGCGGGCACAUGUCAAUCUGGCAAAGCUGCAGUGGGAUCUUUGCUGGGCUCACCUUUCCCGCCUCUUCAGUGCGGCAAUGAACUGCUUCCUUUCUCCUCACACACAGGUGGCGGCGGCGUCUGCUCAAACCCUAAAGGUCUUGCUCAAUGAAUGCGUGGGCCCCCACAUGGCAGAGCUGGGGCUGGUUUCCUCUGCCACCCCCUCUGGACCAGCUGCGCACGUCUGCAAGAUGUUCAGGGCAGUGGAAGAGGGCUUGACAUACCGGUUCCAUGCGGCAUGGGCCUCCGUGUUGCAGGUUCUGAAGACUUUCUUUGAAGUGUGUGGGCAUCAGUGCCACCUCACCAUGUGUAAGUGCUUACAGUCCUUAGCUGAUUUGCGUGGCUCCCCACACUUUCCUCACACCGUGCUGCUCGACCAGACUCUAGGAGCUGCAGUGACCACUAUGGGCCCCGAGGUUGUUCUACAGGCUGUGCCCCUAGAUAUUGAUGGCACAGAGGAGACACUGGAUUUCCCCCGUAGCUGGCUCCUUCCUGUACUCCGAGACAGUAUCCGAGAUGCACCCCUUGCCUUCUUCUCCAGUUACUUCCUGCCACUGGCUGCCACUCUAAAACACAGAGCCACAGAGCUUGCUGAGGCUAAACGGCACUUAGAAGCCAAGAUCUACGAUACACUGCAGUGGCAGAUCUGGACCCUUCUGCCUGGUUUCUGUAGCCAGCCUACCGAUGUGGUAUCCUCCUUCAAAGGACUGGCACGUACUUUGGGCAUGGCCAUCAGCAAUCGCCCUGAUCUGCGGCUCGUCGUGUGCCAAGCUUUGCGCAGGCUAAUUAACAAAGGCUGUCAAACAGAGGCCGAGCGUGCUGAAGUUGGCCGUUUUGCAAAGAACUUCCUGCCCAUUCUUUUCAAUGCCUAUAGCCAGGAGGGUGGAGCCAGCGAAAGCCCUGUACAGCGGCGCUCUGUGUUGGACACUAUCCGGGCCUACUUGACUGUGACAGAGCCAGAGAUGGUGCGUGCUUUCCUAGAGAAAGCUAGUGAGAAACUGAUCAGCUCUGAUAGUUCAGAGUUCACUAGGCUUUCUGUGUUGGACCUUGUUGUAGCCAUGGCCCCUUAUGCAGAUGAGCCAUCUCUGCACGAUCUCUAUAGCACCAUCCAGUCCUCCUUACAGAACAAAGACCACAGGAUACAGAAGAAGGCUUAUCGGGUGCUGGAGGAAAUAUGUGCCUCUGACAGGCCUGCCUGUCAGAACUUUGUUAGAAGUCAUCUGGAGGAGCUACAGAGUGCCCUACUAGGCUCUUUGCCCAGUGCCACCUCACCUGCCAAGAGGCCCCGUUUGAAGUGCCUCUUCCAUGUUGUCAAGCAGCUCGCAGUGGAGCAUGAGGAUUUCGUUACUGCCCUGGUGCCAGAGGUCAUACUCUGCACCAAGGAGGUGUCGGUGGGUGCCCGCAAGAACGCUUACAACUUACUUGUAGAGAUUGGUCAUGCUUUCCUGCGCUUUGGCCCCACACCAAACGAUGGAAUGCAGCGUUAUCUCCUCCUGGUCUAUGCGGGCUUGACCGGUUCAGUCACCAUGAUCAGUUGCACGGUGCUCGCUCUUGCCCGUUUGCUCUUUGAGUUCAAAGAACACGUUGGGUCAGAUGCCCUGGAGCAGCUCAUGCAGCAUGUGUGCCUCAUGGUAGGCUCACGGACGCGGGAUGUCGUCAAGUCAGCUUUGGGCUUCCUCAAGGUCGCACUCUUGCUCCUGGACACAGCAUUGUUGAGUCGGCACUUGGAGACCAUGUUAGAAGCCAUAGGAGGAUUGACAGACGACAUGAGACGCCAUUUCCGCAUGAAGCUGCGAAACCUCCUCUCCAAAAUGAUCCGCAAAUUUGGGUUUGAGCCUUUGCAGGCUUUGCUUCCUGAGUCGUAUCGCAAGGUGCUGUUGAAUAUCCGCAAGGCUGAGGCAAGGAACCGCAAGCGGCAAGCUUUGAAACGGGCAGCAGCCACUUCUGUAGAAGAAGGAGGACCAUCGCAACGACCCAUGGGGGAGAGUAUGGAGGAGGUCCUGGCAGACUCUGACUCUGACCUUGAAGGUGACAUCAAGCAGCACAAAGGAAAAGAAACCAGGAAAGUGCUACGGCAACAAAGCCAGGCUUGGCUUAAGGAGGGAGAAGGCGAUGAGCCCCUCAACUUCUUGGACCCUAAUGUGUCACAAAGGGUUCUGGCUACCAAACCAGGCACGGGCCAGGCUGCUAAAACCAGCCAUGACUUCAAGGUAUCAGCUGAUGGUCGUCUCAUUAUAUGUGAAGAGGAGGAGGAGGAAGAAGAAGGGGCUAAAGGAGUGGAUGAAGAGAUGGCAGAUCUUAUGCAGGAAGUCGGGAUCCGAAGUAAAAAGGCUCAAAAGCGCAGAUUCUGGGAAGAAGCAGUUGAUCUGGGCACUGAUGCAAAACCACAGUAUAAGGCUGGAGGUGUUGGAAUCCAUCGGCCUAUUGGCAAGAAUGCAGCACCUAGGCAAGCAUACAAGGCAAAGAAAGGCAAAGGUGAUAUCAAGAAGGGCCGCCUGGAUCCUUAUGCCUACAUCCCACUGAACAGAGCCAAACUUAACAGAAGGAAAAAUGCAAAACUUCAGGGACAGUAUAAGGGCCUGAUGAAGGGGGCCCAGCGUGGUGCCCAGGCAGGCAAGAGGCAUCGUAAGAAGCAGCCCCAUGUCUGAAGAAGACAGAUCCCCUCGAAAUUCCUCUGGGCUGCAGAUCCUGUCAAGGCAACCUGACUCUGGAUCUGGUUGCUGCCACAUCACAACCUGAGCUGCUCUUUGGAAGUGGAAUGAGACCACUAAUUCCACACAGUUGCAGUGUAUACUUUUCUCAGCUAAAAAAUGGUGAAGAUGUGUAUUCUAGCCAAGACUCCCUUCUACUAUUUAUGGAGCUUCGCAGUAGGGCUCUUCUCACCAGAUGCUACUGCCAUGUUUUUUUGCACAACUAUGUGUUCUUCAUCUAGCCUUGAACUUGGUGCAAGAGAGAGAAGUGUAAUGAACUUCCGAGUAAUAAAUGCAACCAAUGGAAGUUGGUUGUGUAAAAGCU
This is a messenger RNA of Lacerta agilis (Sand lizard), 4292 nucleotides long. It is a transcript of the gene RRP12, whose product is annotated as ribosomal RNA processing 12 homolog. The transcript is spliced from 34 exons. NCBI's taxonomy places the organism in Eukaryota, Metazoa, Chordata, Lepidosauria, Squamata, Lacertidae. The record is from RefSeq and is a predicted model, not a curated record. Bases 41 to 3925 code for a protein of 1294 amino acids.